AUGGCAGCCCCUGGACCCGAUGUCGAUACCCAUGUCGAUCCAGUCACCAAGCCUUUACCGCCAUCUCCUUAUGCUCUACCGAUAAGCGCCAUUCAUACCCCCUUCGACCCUAAUGGGAACCCCCUGCCGUUGCUGUUAACAUCAGACGAGACACAACCACUCGACCAUGUACGGGAAGAUCUUACAGUUACGGAAGAAAAAGACGUCAGCUCCAGCCCUACUGUGGCCGUGGUGGAUGUGAGCGAGCCCAAUGAGUGGGAUACUUUGGAUACGAUACACGACUUUCAAGAUGCCGUUGCACGUCAUCAGGCCCUGGAAAGUAGCAACCAUGUCUACCGGCAACCAACAGCAACACCAUGCGAGCCCCCAGCCAGUAAGCCCUCGAAACCGAACAGGCCGUUUCAAAAGUGGAUCAAGACUCUGCACAAACGAGCAGUUCGCCGUCAGGAAGCCAUGGGUAACGAGCAUGCUUCCACGUCUUACUACUUCAACCUUGAUGGGGCGGGCUCGACAGCCUGGGGACCCGGCCACUACCGACCGUCAUCUUCAACAUCCUCUUUUGGUUUCGUGACGGCCGUCAAAAGCGCCAGUAUAUCUCUGACUAGUGCCAGCACUAUUCUGACGCGCUCCCGGAGAAACACCGUUCGAUCAUCCCGUGGCCAGUCGAGGACAGAACGCAGCAGCAGAGCUUCUCUCUCCGGUGCGCGGCUUUCCGAGGAUAGUUAUUGUCCGGAGCGACAGCUGAUGGUGGAUCCUGCGGCUAUAGGGAGGUCGUUGCAGCGACGCCGGGUUCUGGAGGAGCUCAUCAACACGGAAGAGAGUUAUAUUGGAGAUGUGCGCUUCCUGAUGAAUGUUUAUGUUACCAUUCUUGCUUCGCUUCCUACUUUGCCAGCCAGCCUUCGCUCUUCUAUCAAUCAAAAUCUCAAUGACAUUGUUGAGCUGCAUGAGGAGAUGUUAGGCGACCUCCAUAGAGCUAUUCCUCACUCUGAGUAUACACAGCUCAAAUUCCCUCUGCAAGUUCCUUCGGCCGGCUCGGGGUUUCGUGGUCAUCAGCGAUGGAGAAGUCUGGAUGCAGUACCAGAAGACAAGGACGGCAUCUCAUGGCUUCGUGAAGUUCCCGGCAUGCUUGCCGACCCCCAGGUUGCUGCUGAAGUUGCCAAGAUAUUCAGCAAGAAGAUGAACCGAUUUUUCAUCUAUGAGGAGUAUGGUGCCAAGUACGAGCUGAUGAUCAAAGAUGUUGCUUCUGCUCACAGGACAAUGCCUGCAUGGCAAUCAUAUCAAAAGGGCAUUGAGAUUCUGGCUUCCUCUCUUAGCUCGGCUAACAGUCAGGACGACAAACAGAGGAAAAGUCUCACAAUUGGGGAUCUGCUUAUGAAGGUAGGCGAUAUAUCGCAAAAUAACACGCGGAUGUAUGCUAACAAAGACCAGCCAAUCCAGCGUGUGUGCAAAUACCCAUUGCUCUUCGCCGAGUUGCUAAAACACACCCCUGAGGCAGACUGCCCCUAUUCUCAUAUGGAAAUCGAAAACACGCUUAUCCGAUUGCGUGAGGCUACUGCCGAAAUCAACAAAGCUACGGAUGAUUCCAAAAUCAAGUCCACUCUGGAGAAAACAUGGAUCCUCCAAGACCGUCUGGUGUUUCCUAAUCAGCAACUGGAUGCAGCUUCAAAGAAUCGCAUUCGAUCAUUCGGCCAUAUCCAAUUGUGCGGAGCUCUGCAUGCCUGUUGGCAGACAAAAGAAGGCGUCAACGGGAAGUACAUGGUUGCUCUACUGUACAAGGAAUGGUUCUGUCUAGCUACAGCUAGUAGGACUGACCAGAUAUACACGAUCCAAGCUUGCAUUGCUUUGAGCAACGUCAAGUUGGAAGAAGUGGACAACGGUCGAGGCCUUCAAUGUCACACCGCGCCACAUUCCUGGAAACUCGUGUUUCUCUGCGACCACCAGUUGUACGAGAUCAUCUUGACAGCAUGCACGCCGAAGGAGGAGAUGGAAUGGCGUACACGCCUCGGAAACCAACAGACCACCGAGGGCCAAGACCAGAUGCAACCGGCAACUUUUAGCUCGCUUUCUCUGAAUAUCAAGACUCUGGGAGCUGUUUUUAGAAAGCCAGGAACCAUUGCCAGGAAGAUAUCUAUCCAUCGAGCGACCACCGUCGGGCCCAAGUCACCGUUAUGCCAAGUGAUACUUAAGAAUACAAGUGUCAUCAAGGAUGCACCCGCUUCGGGAACAAACUCCUCAAUCAGUCGAUCUCAGUCCCUUCUGACCACCAAUACCCGACUGCCAGUCCUUGCGCCAUCUCGUGAAGAACGGGCUCGACUCGAGACUCUGCUGUCAGAUGUCUGGACCCGGGAUAUCCUCCCCUUCCCCGGAAUAACGGCCCGAUCCCGAAGCGAGCAGCUAGUCCGAGCAUCGGCUUCAUCCAUGAUACGAAAGCUUAGUGUGGUGAGCAUUACGAGCAGCUUUACCAAACGCUCGGCCAGUUUGACCAGUCUCCCACGCAAAGGAGGGAGUGGCAGUAACUGCACAGAAGAGGAAACUUGUGUCGGCUCCACUGCCACCAAGGGCACAACAAGCCCCAAAGUCCUGAGCAGAGUCUGCCACAAGGCGGAGGAAACCAGCCGUUCUCUGCUUUCCGUGAUUCCCGAUAAGAUCGAGAGACGUAGUCCUAUGCUUCGCAGCGCGUCUGACUCGGUGGGUAAAGAGAUGUUUAGUGUGGUACAUCAGCUAGACCGAGGUCGCGUUCGGUCAGAGAGCGAAAGUGAAGGGGCACAGAUGGUUCAUAAUGAUUUCUCAGGUAUUCUGCAACAUUCAUCGGGAAAUAGCUCGAGGGCGCCGAGCAUCCAGCAGUCGAAUCUCAGCAAGCAGACGACCAGGGAGAUGUCUUUCCGGAGAGGAAAGGAGAAUGAUGGCUCGGCUGGUGACGCGGCUAGUGUUAGAGGUAGCGGGAAUAGUAUAUUAUCCGGUGACUCUGAGUACAAGGGGUCGACGCCGAGGAAACUGAGGAAGAGGUCCAAGACGUCAAUAUCAACCACGACGGGGAACAAGUGGGCAAAGGUAAACGUGCAUAGGGAGGUUAUGGUGCAAAGCUUGAGGAAUAUGUUUCGGUGAACAAAGAAAGAGGUGAAAUAAUGUUUACUGGGUCAGGCAAAAUUUGAUGACGGGCGGCAAGGGCAAGACGGUCGGCAUUAUUGGGUUGGAAAGGUGGCCGGAUAAAAGCAUCUCUUAUAAUACCCGCGUGUUUUUUCUUCUCAUGUUUAUGGCUUCAUGGUUUUACGGACUUAUAAGGAACGACCAACAGGUGUUGAAUACCGUCUCGGCAACGGGGUCAUCUGCUCGAGGAUGGUAUCGAAAUGGGUUGCCAAAUUGUUAUCUCAAAAGUUA
Molecule: messenger RNA, 3378 nt
Organism: Neurospora tetrasperma FGSC 2508
Lineage: Eukaryota; Fungi; Ascomycota; Sordariomycetes; Sordariales; Sordariaceae
Exons: 4
Coding region: 1-3105 (1034 amino acids)
Biological process (GO): regulation of GTPase activity
Cellular component (GO): cytoplasm
Molecular function (GO): guanyl-nucleotide exchange factor activity
Source: RefSeq, a predicted model, not a curated record